CUCUCAGUAUGUGCAUACCGAUUCGUGGGAUUUAGAGAGAAACAUAGAGAAGAGAACUUAACAUUCAACUGAGGGUUUCACUUUGCACAUACAAAUCUAGACCUAGAUACCACUAUUCUAAUUCUAAAUUCAAGAGAUGGCCAUGCAUCGCGAGUCUUGGGCUUUUGUCUUCGGCCUUUUGGGCAACAUUAUCUCCUUUGGAGUGUUUCUUGCUCCAUUACCAACCUUUUAUCAAAUUUACAAGAAGAAAUCAACUGAAGGGUUUCAGUCACUUCCUUAUGUUGUUGCACUGUUUAGUGCAAUGCUUUGGAUUUACUACGCAUUCGUCAAGAAGGAAGCUGCACUCCUUCUCAUUACCAUUAACACGUUUGGAAUUGUUGUGGAGUCAAUUUACCUUGCAAUCUUCCUAUUUUAUGCUCCAAGGAAGCCUAGGCUUUCGACCAUCAAGCUUCUUCUCUUGUUGAAUGUGUUUGGAUUCGGAGCCAUGCUUCUAUCAACUCUCUACCUUUCAAAGGGAGCAAAGCGUCUUGCUAUCAUAGGAUGGAUUUGCUUGGUUUUCAACAUAAGUGUCUUUGCUGCGCCUCUCUUCAUUAUUAGGCGAGUGAUAAAGACGAGGAGCGUGGAAUACAUGCCCUUUACUUUGUCCAUGUUUUUAACCAUCAAUGCUGUUAUGUGGUUCUUCUAUGGCCUUCUCCUCAAAGAUUAUUACGUUGCUCUCCCAAACACACUUGGGUUUCUGUUCGGCAUAAUUCAGAUGGUGAUGUACUUGAUAUACAGAAACGCCACUCCAGUGGCACUAGAGCCAGUGAAGGCUCAAGAAUUGAAUGGCCACAUCAUCGACGUUGUGAAGAGUGGAGCAAUGGGCCCGAAUCAUGCAACUACUGGUGGUGGUGUUGGCAAAGUCUGAAUAUUAUUAUUUCACCUUUGAGAAUUAUAUGAAUGUGGAGAAACAAGGGACCGAUAUGACAAGAAAAGUUAAAAAAAGUUAACCUAAACGAUCAAUUACUUUACCGAGUGAAGUCACAUCUAAUAUCACUCAUAUCUACAAUGCAAGAACAGUACGUAGUCUUUGGUAUAAGUGUUUGGUUUGAUUAAUGUAAAGGUGUGGUUUAAAUUUGCCUGUUCGGGUAGCUGUAACUAUUGGGCACUCAACAAAAGCUUAAUUUGCUCUUAGCCUCUCUUUGGCCCAUACCCUUCUCAUAUUGUACCCCUACGUGUAACGUACGUAGCAUAUUCUCUUCUCUCAGUGUAUCCCUCAGUCAAACUCAUUUCAAUUCUCUUUUCCCUUGUAUACGUAAUUAAUGUUGAGUAAUGAAAAUUAAUUAUUUUA
This is a messenger RNA of Cajanus cajan (pigeon pea), 1330 nucleotides long. RefSeq names its product bidirectional sugar transporter SWEET13. The record is from RefSeq and is a predicted model, not a curated record. Gene Ontology annotation, molecular function: sugar transmembrane transporter activity. Gene Ontology annotation, biological process: carbohydrate transport. NCBI's taxonomy places the organism in Eukaryota, Viridiplantae, Streptophyta, Magnoliopsida, Fabales, Fabaceae. Gene Ontology annotation, cellular component: membrane.